GAGGAGGACACAAUUCACUAAAAGCCACAAGACUUGACAAGGGCUUUCAGAACAGGCAGGUUUUCAAGGGGAAAUGGCUGUUUUCCUCUCAGACCUGGUUCAAUACCAGAAGCUAUUGCUAAUGAUUAUGGUGCUAGGAAUUGGUGGAACCCACCCACCUGGUUUUCAAAUGUCUGUGAUCAAUUAUACUUCUCCGAUAAGCAAAUACAUUCAGAAGUUUAUCAGCGAAAGUUUGUUGGAGCAAUACAGUUCUGUGCUGCAUCAGGACACAUUAUUGUGGUCCUUCAUCGUGUCUAUGUACUGUGUAGGUGGAAUGAUAGGGUGUCUGUGUAGUGGGUAUCUGAUUGCAAAAUACGGAAAGAAGAAACAUCUGCUGUUCAACGAUGUGGUCCUAAUAAUAGCCACGCUGCAUACUGGCUUCAAUAGUAGAGCCAAGUCUUUUGAGAUGAUCCUGACUGGGCGCUUCCUCAAGGGCAUUGGUGGUGGAAUAAAUAUGAAUGCCCUCGUUCAGUAUGCUGGAAAGAUCUCACCUAAGAAGUUGCAUGGAUUUGUAAAUGUGACCUCCUCUGUGUUUCUUGCACUAGGAGAAGCUGUAGCAAGAGUUCUUGGAUUAUGGUUCUUAUAUCUUCUGGAUCAGUUCCUCUGGAUGCGUUACUGCAGUGUUAUUCUUAUCUUUUUAUUCAUCAUUGCCUAUGGAAUAGGACAAGCUGGAGCCGUCACAUCUGUCAUGAAUGAAAUCUUCAUCCUCUCAACAAGGUCCUCUGCUUUUGUAAUUGGUGGAAUUGUCAUUUGGCUAGGCCCCACUUCCACUAGAAUGAUCUUCCCCUUUGCUGUCGUGCUUCUUGGUCCUUUUUGCUUCCUCAUCUUUAUGCUGGUCAUUUCAGUGGUUCUCAUCUACCUGUUCCUCCCAGAAAUAAAAGGGAAGUCAACCACUGAAAUCACAGAAGAAUUCAAAAUGUGCCAAUUUAAGAAGAAAUGUCAUCAGAGUGUGGAGAACAAAGCUACCAAAGAAAAGACAUUCUGCACCAAGCUCUGAUAGGCCACCAUAAGCAACUUCCACUGACAAAAAGCCCUGUCUCAAAAUCAAACUGAAAGCUAAACCUUAACAUGGACUUUUCUCAAUAAAAUGUAAUCUAAAAAGUAA
This is a messenger RNA of Aquila chrysaetos chrysaetos, 1144 nucleotides long. Its product is annotated as solute carrier family 2, facilitated glucose transporter member 11-like. Gene Ontology annotation, molecular function: hexose transmembrane transporter activity. Lineage: Eukaryota; Metazoa; Chordata; Aves; Accipitriformes; Accipitridae. Gene Ontology annotation, cellular component: membrane. Gene Ontology annotation, biological process: monosaccharide transmembrane transport. The record is from RefSeq and is a predicted model, not a curated record.